Messenger RNA from Prunus armeniaca (apricot), 1686 nucleotides. The record is from the annotation of a GenBank genome assembly. Lineage: Eukaryota; Viridiplantae; Streptophyta; Magnoliopsida; Rosales; Rosaceae.
AUGUCUGCUCAAGUUUUAGGUGCAUCCCAAGCUCAAAGCCCGAAUGCGACUCAUGAUCAUGUUAAGCGACGUUUAGCUAAUUUCUCUCCCAGCACUUGGGGCGAUUAUUUUCUAUCAUAUGCUUCUGUGAAAACAGAUAUCAAAGCAGAGCAAGAUGUCCAAGAACUGAAGGACAAAGUGAAGGGGAUGAUAAUGGCUCCAAUGCUUAAAAAUCCAUCAAAAAAAUUGGAGUUAAUUGAUGAGAUUCAGCGGUUUGGUGUCUCCCGCCAUUUCGAAAAUGAAGUUGAGGAAGUUUUGCAGCAAAUUCACAAGAACUCUUACGGCGGUGAUGAAGAAAAUGAUUUUGACCUUUUCACAACUUCUCUCCGUUUCCGGUUGCUUAGACAGCAAGGUUACAAGGUUUCAUGCGACACGUUCAACAAGUUCAAGGACAAGGACGGGAAAUUUAAGGAAACACUUGUGGAUGAUGUAGUAGGACUGUUGAGCUUGUACGAAGCCACACAUCUUAGGAUGCAUGGAGAGGAUUUACUGGAUGAGGCGCUCACCUUCACCACAACUCAUCUCGAGUCAGUGGAAGCGCACCGUUUAAGCCCCUUGCUUGCAAAACAAGUAACCCAUGCCUUGCAUCAACCAUUCUGGAAGGGCUGCCAAAGGCCAGAAGCAAGGCGUUACUUGGCUAUCUUUGAGGAGGAACCUCAUCCGGCAAAUGAAACUCUCCUAACUUUGGCAAAGUUGGAUUUCAACCUAGUGCAGCAAGUCCAUCAGAAAGAACUAAGUGAAAUUUCAAGGUGGUGGAAGGAUUUGGACUUUGUAAACAAGCUUCCUUUUGCAAGAGACAGAGUAGUUGAGUGCUACUUUUGGGCUCUGGGAACCUACUUUGAGCCCGAAUAUUGCUUUGCUAGGACAUCAUUAAGCAAAGUUAUUGCUAUGAUAACCGCUAUUGAUGACAUUUAUGAUGUGCAUGGCACACAAGAGGAGCUAGAGCUCUUUACUGAAGCUGUUGAAAGGUGGGACAUUUCAGCUAUGGACCAACUGCCAGAGUAUAUGAAAGUCUGUUAUGGAGGAAUGUUGGAUGUAUACACUGAAAUCGAAGAAAAGCUUAGAAAAGAGGGACAUUUAUAUCGCAUCCACUAUGCGAGAGAAGCAGUGAAAUGUCAUGUUAGAGGUUACUUUGAUGAAGCCAAAUGGCUCCACCAGAAAUACACACCAACAAUGGAUGAAUAUAUGGCAGUGGCACUUACUACAUCCUACAAGAUGCCAUUAACCGCGUCCUUUAUUGGAAUGGGAGAUAUUGUGACAAAAGAGUCCUUGGAUUGGGUUCUCAAUGACCCUAAGAUUGUGAACUCUUUAUUAAUACUUGGCAGACUCAUGGGUGACAUGAAGUCCCAUAAGUUUGAACAAAAGAGAGGACAUAUUGCCUCAGCUGUGGAAUGCUACAUGAAAGAGUAUGGUACCACAGAAGAAGAAACGGUAAUCGAACUCGGAAAACAAGUAAAUAAGGCAUGGAAGGACAUAAAUGAAGAGUGGAUCAACCUCACCACCAUCCCUAUGCCACUACGAUUGAGAAUUCUGAAUUUUGCACGUACCAAUGAACUUCUGUACAAGCAUGAAGAUGGCUUUACUCACGCUGGAGUUGUGCUUAAGGAUCUUCUGGUGUCUCUGUUUGUCAACCCUGUUCCCAUAUAG